GAUCCCGAAUAUAAUUGAAGCCAUCGAGUCAAAUCCGUCAAUACGUACGCAAUUAGUUGGUCAACAUUAAAAAUCUACUCUUAUCCUAAAAAGGAAAAGGGUAAUUUGGCGGCUUUUGAUUCCCAUUUUACCUCCCGAAAAUAUUUUUAGGGUUUCAUUGACCUAGCUCCCCGCCAACUCAGAACACUCUCGACUUCUAUUUUGGAUUUCGUUAAGUGAACUCCACAUCCACAACAGAACCAGUUUCCGGCCCUUCCCUCCAAACAACCGGUUCAUUCUAGUUUCCCAGAGCUUUUGGGGAUUCGGGACUUUGAUUUUAUAUGCUUGGCUUUGAUGCCUUUUUAGAGGUUUCGUAAUUCCUGCUAUUUUUCAAAGGGAGAGCAAGGAUUAUCUAUGGUCUAGAUGUGUCAAAAAAGUUUGGAGAUUUUUUCUUCAUAUGGUAUUGACUUUUGCGUUCUCUGUAAAAUAGACGGUUUGAAGCAAAUUUGCUUUGCCUAAGAAGAUAGGAUGCCAUCUGCUUUGUUUUUGAAGCUGAGUACGGUUCGGAAUGGAAUCCAGAGAACGGAAUGCAAGCUACAAGAUUCACUUGAAAUUCUGAUGGGAAAAGGGAAGCUAGGGUUUAGAAAUUACAGGUUUUUUCAUUCUUCAAGACUCUCAGGACUUGCUGAUUUUCAAGGAUUUUUGCCAAGUGGGACAGUUUUGGCUGCAUGCUCAGAUUCUCUAUCAGUUAAUCGUGGAAGGAACAUUUCUGCUGUGGGCGCAUUUUCUCGAACUGUUUCUGUUCCAUCUGUUUCAGGCCCUGCCUUCCAGGUUUGUAGGUAUCAUAUUGAUUGUGCACUUGUUGACUCCAGCCAAAUAGCACCACCUGUGAGCAAAUGUCAGAGUAGUCCUAUGGCUGUUUCUAGUUGUGGAGUUGUAAUUGGUGGAUUUGUUGAUUCAUUGAAGUUAAAGCAUGGGCACCUUUCAUCGUCUGCAAGUAGUGCUGAUAUAUUUUAUGGCAACAGAAGCAUACAUCCUAGAAUAAGUUUGAAAAGUCUUGAGAAACCUAACAAUUAUGCAAUCUACGGACAGUUCUUGCAUGGUAUUGGAAAAAGAUGGUGCAACUGUAAUCUUUCCUCAGGGUCAGGUUCAAGAGCUUUCCAUGGUUCAUCGCCUUCUUGUUUAUCAGCUGGGACAGCCCGUGAUGUUCCCUUUGAUAAUUCUGGAGGUGAAGAACAGGUUCCCAGUUCAGAAGAGAAGAUUUCUACUGGCAAAACUCUGAAGCUGCUCUCAGGUUCUUGCUAUCUUCCCCAUCCUGAUAAAGAAGAUACUGGAGGAGAGGAUGCUCAUUUCAUAUGCGCGGAUGAACAAGCAAUAGGUUUAGCGGAUGGAGUUGGUGGCUGGGCUGAUCUGGGUAUUGAUGCAGGUCAGUUUUCUAGGGAGCUCAUGUCUAAAUCUGUAUCUGCUAUCCAAGAGGAGCCUAAGGGUUCAAUCAACCCUGCAAGAGUCUUAGAGAAAGCUCACUCUAGCACAAAGGCAAAAGGCUCCUCAACAGCAUGUGUCAUAGCACUUGGAGACCAGGGACUUCAUGCUAUAAACUUGGGGGACAGUGGUUUUAUGGUGGUUCGGGAUGGAUGUACUAUAUUUAGAUCCCCUGUUCAGCAGCAUGAUUUUAACUUCACAUAUCAACUUGAGAGUGGAAAUAAUGCUGAUUUACCUAGCUCCGGUCAGAUCUUUGCAGUUCCCGUUGCUCCAGGAGAUGUUAUCAUUGCUGGCACAGAUGGACUGUUUGAUAACUUGUACAAUAAUGAAAUUACUGCGGUGGUGGUUCAUGCACUGAGAGCUGGUUUUGGGCCUGAAGUGACUGCUCAGAAGAUAGCAGCAUUGGCACAAGAACGAGCACAGGCUAGAGAUAGACAAACUCCUUUCUCAACUGCUGCUCAAGAUGCUGGGUUCCGUUACUAUGGUGGAAAACUUGAUGACAUAACUGUUGUUGUAUCAUAUGUUACUAGCUCUGAUGAAGCUUCAAGCAAAAAGAGUUGAAUUCUGAGCAGUUGCCUUCCGGUUGACCUACAUGGAAAUGAACAUCGGGAGUGACACCAUUUACUCAGAACAAGGCUUGAUGAGGAUUUGGAGCUUUUGUAGCCAGGAAACUUGAGUUGGCUGGCUUGAUUUGUGGCUAUCCAGUUGUCUUUUGUUUGAUUUGGUUUUUUGUCACUGAUUCCUUUUAUGUUCGUGGAGUAAAGUGAGAUGAUAUGCUCUCCAUGUUCAACACCUGUCAUUAUUGUAAUUAAUAAUAAAUAAUACACUAAUAUCAUUCCGUUAGUAUACGAAAUCCUCAGUAAACAAAGGACUCCUGUUCAUUUGAAA
Gossypium arboreum is the source of this 2349-nucleotide messenger RNA. RefSeq names its product probable protein phosphatase 2C 55. The record is from RefSeq and is a predicted model, not a curated record. Lineage: Eukaryota; Viridiplantae; Streptophyta; Magnoliopsida; Malvales; Malvaceae. The transcript has 7 exons. Bases 508 to 2022 code for a protein of 504 amino acids.